AUGUAUAGAAAGCUACUGUGUUCAGCCAUUGCGACGGUACUUUUGUUCGGGCACUCAACCGCCUUCUCUACGCGGCCUUUCAUAAGCACUAAGACCAUAGGCACGUCUAGCCUAGCUUUAUUUUUCAGCAGCAUCUGGGGUCCAUCCGAGCUCUGCGGAAAAACAAGUGGUUUAAAAUGGCCGAUUGCAAGAAACCUUUCGGUUUCUAGUGGUUCAGCCCAUGGAAAUUGGAUUGUGCUCAGUCCGUUUAAUCUUACUGCUUCUGACCGAGCCAUACACCUUUACGUGCGCCAUGGUGUUCCUUCUGCUCGAAUAGUGCGGGGUACUUCAUCAAUUGAGCAAGCACAUACCAAGCAGUUAAUGAGCAAGCGGACGUCCGAUGCUAAUGCUCAGACCGACCCCCAAACCAUUGAGACUAUCUUUAAACUUUGCGAGGAAAGCCCCGGCCAUGACAGUUGGGCAGGGAAACUGUUGGACAAAAUCGACCUCUCGACCUCCAAACUCAGUAUGAAUGUGCUGCCACACCGAGCACUAAUCCGAGAAACCUUUAGAUGCAUGCUUUUGCACUCUCAAGGAGCCAUCGAGUCAUCCUUAGAAAAACUACAAGUCGGAAUUGCUACUACUGAGAAGGAAACUAAGUUUCACAAUAUGAUCGAUAGUAUCUUAGAAAGAGCAAACCUAAGUAACCUUGAGGUUUUGCUUAAUAAUCUCGAAGAAAAGUAUCCCUUAGCUCUUUCUUGCCAUUGCAAAGUCUACAUUCGGGACAUGUACAAAAGAAUCCAAACCCAGCACAUGACUAUCAUUGCUAACUGUGUAGGUAGUACUUUAUCCCCAGAUGCGUUGACUAGUGUCCAGGCGCUCAAACAAGUUGUGGGCCACAUCAACAACGCUAUUAGCAAGACGUCAUCUGAGGAGUAUCUCAAAGACCUUGAACAAACCAAGGAAGUUCUGUAUACCACCAUUGGUGCUGCUUACCUACUCCAAAGAACCCAAAAGCACCUUUCCCAUGCCAACGUCACCGAAGCUGAUGAUUCUGAAAUCUCCAAACACCUAUACGAGGCACAAGGUCUACACAUCCGUAACAUCACCGAACAAAAUGUUAACGCCGUGACUCUUGAUAAAGACACCCUUAUUGGCCAUCAGCAACGGAGCUACUUUAGCGGUCGUGUGCUGAUACCACAGCCAGCCAUUAUCGACACCUCUAGCUCUAUGGAGUUCCAUCCCAAAGACUUACUGCCCUCAAGGUUUAGGCCUGUGAACAUCUCUAAUGAACCUUUGUAUAAGAUCUUUGCCCAGGAUAUUUCCGACAACGUUAUGAAUAGCCUGAAACAGCUCAGCCCCGUGGUAAUGACCCAUCUAGUGAAUGUAGCCAACAAGAUCCAGACCAGCAAUGGCCUUGCAACUUUACCAGGCAGCCCCUCACCUAUACCUAAGCACCCGCUUAAUAUCAUAACAACUUGGCUGUCGCAGGAAAUUUCCAAUCUCUACCAAACCAGUUUGGUAACUUUUGACCCAUUGUUACAGCUGAAAGAUGUUGUUGCUCUUAAUGUUAGCCCUAGCUUUAACAUUCACUGCACGAGUGUCUCCAACCAAUCCAUCGAUGUAAACGUUAGCUUCUUCCAUCCUCUAUCCUUGCACGCAAUUUCCAGCAUGAAAUGCAGUAUUCCUUGCAACCAUUCUCUGCAGCACAGCCCUCUUACUGUUGUCUGGGAGAAAAUAUCACUUAAUGACGCAAAGAUGAAGGCAAUCAAUGAGAACAUUAACCUUGGCACCCAAGAAAGCAACCGUAGGCUUAAUUACCUUCACCGCGUGUUUGAUAGCAUAGCUAAUGACAUUGAAAGUAACAAACAGACCCAUAGCGUCGCAGACAUUCUAAACGGCCAUUUGAAUAGUGCAACUGGUACCCACAACAACACUAACUGUGCUUCAAAGAUUAGCCUAGCGAUGGUCCUAAAGAACGUUCUUGGCCUUCUACCAUUAGACAAUCUUGUUUCUCUUGAGGAGAUACCUUACACGGGACAAACCUUCAAGGUUAUUGAAUCUGUUCUAGGAGUCAUUGGCUAUCUUAAUGCCGCGGGCAUAGACAGCAAUAGUCUUUUCAUUCUGCUCGAGACCGAUGAUAUGUCGCAAAAAGAAACCAUCCAACGGUUCUUCGUUGCCCUUAAGAACGCUUUUGAUGCUCUCCUGACAACAAACACCAGAGUUUACAACAAUGCCCACCCUAGCGGCCUGUGCAUAGACUUUAACAUGCAACGCGCAGAGCUUACUAAGAGCAUUCUCGAAGAAGCCAAGCAGACAAGCUACUACCACAACACUCGCCAGAUCUUCCCCCGCCUAACUAACCAGAGUGGCCUAAACUUGAUUCCCACCCAAACCACGCCUAUUUCAUACACAGUCAAUGUCUUCGCAGAAAACCCCAGUGCUAAAUCCAUCUUCACCAACGAGCUUAGCAACGAUAUAGUCCUGAGACACCAUGGAUACUUAACAAAGAGCCUCCAAGACCCUUUGUCGGCAAUCUUUGGAGACAAUAUCUCCAGGCCACAGCAAAUGCUUGUUUCUUCUCUUUUAGAGAUUUCUCUUGUUGCCCCACAGCCCAUCCAACCUUUGCUGGACUUUGUUCUCAACAAACUGUUGUUAGCCAAUGCCAACAUUCGACUGGCCGAGGCUACCAACCCUUAA
Nematocida homosporus is the source of this 2679-nucleotide messenger RNA. RefSeq lists its product as uncharacterized. The transcript has a single exon. The record is from RefSeq and is a predicted model, not a curated record. The coding region runs from base 1 to 2679 and encodes 892 amino acids. Lineage: Eukaryota; Fungi; Microsporidia.